CGUUCUUUUUAAAACUGCGACUUCGUGUGCGGAUUGAAUUCUUUAUCGAGAAUGCAGUUCUUUAUUCAUGGCGAUAGUAUUACAACAUAUGACCUUAGCCCUAGUGUUAAGAUCAGCGAUUUAAAAGAACUGAUAUCGUUUAGAAGUGGAGUUCCAGUAGAAAGUCAAGUUCUUACUUUCUCCGGUCAUUGUUUAGAUGACGAAAAAACUUUAUCUGAAUGCAACGUGGAUGCCUUAUCUACUGUUCAUCUUGGAGUAAAAAUUCUUGGAGGUAAAGUCCAUGGUUCAUUAGCUCGUGCUGGUAAAGUCAAGGGUCAAACUCCUAAGGUCGAUAAACAAGAAAAGAAAAAGAAAGCCCUGACUGGUCGUGCUAAACGUAGACAUCAAUACAGUCAACGUUUUGUCAAUGUUGUUUUGAUUCCUGGUAGAAGACGUGGACCAAACUCCAAUGCCGCAUAAUGUGAAAUAAAUUUAUUUACUUGUGAUAA
Messenger RNA from Hydra vulgaris (swiftwater hydra), 488 nucleotides. RefSeq names its product ubiquitin-like FUBI-ribosomal protein eS30 fusion protein. The record is from RefSeq and is a predicted model, not a curated record. Gene Ontology annotation, molecular function: protein binding; structural constituent of ribosome. Gene Ontology annotation, biological process: translation. Gene Ontology annotation, cellular component: cytosolic small ribosomal subunit; ribosome. NCBI's taxonomy places the organism in Eukaryota, Metazoa, Cnidaria, Hydrozoa, Anthoathecata, Hydridae.